AUGCUUGUGAAAUCACCGAUAUUGGUUGGUGUCAAGAGAACGCAGGGUCAAGAAGGGUCGCUUCCAGAGACACAAUUAUCAUCCGCCUCGGAUUCGGAACUUGAGUUCCUCCAGGUGGGUUGGGACGGCGGUGAUGAUGACCCUUUGUGCCCACGCAGCUUCAGCAAGCCAAAGAAAUGGAUGAUUGUGGCCAUCGUUUCUAUGGCAUGCUUUUGUGUCACAGCAGCGAGUUCCGUCUAUACUUCCACAUACCAGCAGAUGGAAGAGUCAUUUGGCAACUCAAGGAGGGUCUCGGUCCUAGGUCUCUCCCUGUUCGUUUUAGGGAUCGGCUGUGGUCCUCUCUUCUUUAGCCCCCUGAGCGAGUUUUUUGGCCGUCGUCCCGUAUACCUGGUCGCAUGGAGCCUGUACGUGAUUUGGACCAUACCACAGGCUGUGGCCAAUAACAUUACCACGAUGCUGGUCGCGAGAUUCCUCGCGGCUUUCUCAGGAAGCACGUUUCUAGCCGUUGCGGGUGGAACGGUGGGUGACCUGUUUUCCAAAGAUCAACUCCAAUAUCCAAUGGCUAUCUUUACAGUAUCCCCUUUCAUCGGACCUUGCAUAGGACCCGUCAUCGGCGGCUUUAUAAAUUACAAUACGCACUGGAGGUGGACGUACUACGUUAUGUUGAUGUGGUCCUUCGCCCUACUCAUGGCAAUCGCAUUUCUUGUCCCUGAAACAUUCCAUCCCGCUAUUUUACGACAGAAGGCUAAGAUAUUGCGACAAUCUACUGGUGACUCGCGAUGGAGAGCUCCCAUCGAAGAACAGGACAAGUCGAUUUUGGUUGCUGUUAGCAGGUCUUUGAAGCGACCAUUUCAGCUACUCGUUUUUGAGCCCAUGUGUCUCAGUCUUUGCAUAUUUUCAGCACUUCUUCUCGGGAUUCUUUAUUUAUUCUUUGGGGCCUUCCCUCUUAUCUUUCAUACUCACCAUCAGUUCAAUCUUUGGCAGGUCGGACUCUCUUUUCUAGGUAUAGGUGUUGGGCUGAUCCUCGGGGUUCUCACUGACCCUAUAUGGUCUCGCAUCCGUCUCCAUUACGUGUCAAAACUUGCUGAAAGUACUGGGAAGCCCAGUGACGGGGAGCCAGAAUUUCGGCUGCCUCCAGCCAUCUUUGGGUCUUUGCUCGUCCCACUGGGUCUGUUCAUGUUUGCUUGGACGACCUAUACUUCGAUUCAUUGGAUAGUUCCGAUUACUGGAUCAGCUAUUUUUGGCAUGGGGAACAUCCUUGUGUUUACGGGUAUAUUCGCCUUCUUGGUUGAUGCAUACCCAGACUACGCCGCCAGUGCAUUGGCAGCCAACGCCUGCGUACGUUGUGUAUUCGCCGCUGCAUUCCCCCUUUUCGGGAACGAAAUGUACCUUGCUCUUGGAUUCCAGUGGGCGUCAUCGUUAUUGGCAUUUCUCACUUUGGCCAUGGUGCCAUUCCCAUUCUUGUUCUUCAAGUAUGGAAAAACAAUUAGAAGUAAAAGCCGGAUGGCCAAAAAUUGA
Clonostachys solani is the source of this 1518-nucleotide messenger RNA. Lineage: Eukaryota; Fungi; Ascomycota; Sordariomycetes; Hypocreales; Bionectriaceae. The record is from the annotation of a GenBank genome assembly.